AUGGAUCAGGCAUUAUCAUAUAACGAUGAUGAACACAUCGAGAGCCGAUUGAUGAAAUCGCAAUGCUUAGAGUUGGCAUAUCAAGAAGCACUGCAAAAUACCGAAUUAGUUGUGAAAGAUGAAGCAAGCCGGCGACUGAGACUACAGAUACUCCUGUUGGAAAAUGAGAAUGAUGAGAUGCACCUUCAACUUAGUACUGGAGAGGAUCGAAGUGAUGGAUUAGAAGAAGAGAAUGAGGAUUUGCGAGCACGACUGGACCAGGCUCAAGAGUUGGCGGAAAGGAUGGAAAGCGAAUCAAGAGUCCAGACGCGAGAACUCAAUAAUAUCAAGGCAGAGUUAAAAUCUAUGAGUGGAGUUACAUUGGACUCGACAAAGGUUCUUAUGGAAAAACUGGCACUUAGCCGCGAGGUCUCUGUACUGAAGCCAGAAUUGGAGCAUUUACGUUCACAGGUGGCACAUCAACAAUCAAUUCUAGCGGAAAAGUUAGCACUUCAGCGACAAGUUAGCACUCUAGAGGUAGAAUUAGAGACAGAGCGUCGUGCAUUGAACCGGGCUACUGAGAAAAACAACGACCAUUCGAAUGAGAUUGAGCUUCAACAGAAAAUUGAGGGUUUGCAGAAAGAUCUUUCCGAGGAGAAGCGGGAAAGGGAGAAGGCUAGGAAAGAUAUGAUGACAGAAGCAUCUAAUACCCUGAAGGAAUUCGCGCAAGAAAAACGCGAAAUUGAGAAAAACCGCAAAGUGACAGAGAAGGAGACAGAGACUCUCCGAAAACAGUUGGCAAUUUCAAAGCGCGAUAAUGAGAACGAGCGACAGGCUUGGGAGAAGGAGAUAGAGGCUCUUCAGAAUGAACUAGCGCUCUCAAAGAGUAAUAACGAGAAAGGUCAACAGUCCGGAGAAAAUGAAAUCGAGGUUCUUCGAAAAGAAUUUGCGCAAACAAAGCGAGAAAUCGAAAAAGCACAUAAGCAUACACAAAAAGAGUUGACCGCUACUCAAGCCCAGGUUGAAACUCUGGAAAGCGAGAUUGAGCAGCUUCGCGACAGUGAGGAAGGACAGGAAGAUGGAGAGAAGGAGGUUCAGGUUCUCCGGACAGAAUUCGCGCAUACGAAACGAGAGAUUGAAAAGGCUCAUAAGGAGACACAAAAAGAGUUGGCUGCUUCUCGGGUUUCGCUCGGAUCCCUAGAAAGCAAGGUUGAGCUGCUUCGGACAAAACUGCGGGCCACAAAAGAUCAAUUGAAAGAAUCUCAGGCUGAGCUAAAUGAAGCGCGCACUGCAGCAUUGAAGCUCCCUAUCAUCACGAGUCGAGAGACCGUCCCGGUAAAGGAUCCACGCAAGAGGUCAGCCAGGGAGAUGAGCAUGGAUAUCACCAUUGGAACGCCGGACGGUGUUGCGGGACGUGGAAAGCGAGCCGGGAUAAAUAGGGGUACAAUUGACCAAACAAUGUUAGGAGAGAAGUCAACGUUUUCCAUCACACCCUACCUAAAUAAGACGAUAAAUAUGGCCCCAGAUACACCAAAAAGUGGACAAUCACCCGAGUCAAACGCUGGCAGAGCAGCAGAAAGAGAGAGACCUACCGAGGAAAAUCAGGUUCCCGAAGAACAGGAGGAGAGUCCUGAAUCACCUAUACAGCAAGUCAAAUCCAAGCUCAAGGCAAGAAAGAAGCUGGUCGAUAAGCCCAGUGAUGAGAAGAAAGUGUUGGUCGAAGCAAAGGCUGGUACCAAGAAUAAGAAAUCUGCAGCCCUGAAGAUCAAGGAACAACGUACAAUGGAGAAAGUUACAGAGGAAGAGGAAAGAGACGAAAACGAGCAGCCUAAGAAACCUGCAGCUCGGAAAUCAAAGGCAAAGGCUUUGGAGGAGCCGGAGCAAAAGAAGAAGAAACGUAAAGUUCUUGCAGGUAGUGGCAAGACACUAUUUGAUGACGAAGAUGGUGACGCUCCGAAGAAGCCAGCAAAAAUUGCACUUGGUCCAGCGAGGUUGUUGGGUAAAGGCGGCCUCGCAGGACCAAGGGGAGGGUUGAAAGGCGGUCUCGCAACUGGUGGUGGAUUUGGAGCAUUCUCGCCCUUAAAGAAGGACCGAAGAGGUGCUGGAGCGAGUUUCUUAGCAUAA
Sclerotinia borealis F-4128 is the source of this 2103-nucleotide messenger RNA. Lineage: Eukaryota; Fungi; Ascomycota; Leotiomycetes; Helotiales; Sclerotiniaceae. The record is from the annotation of a GenBank genome assembly.